UUCUACACUUGCCAGAGAGAGCAGAGACACCAGUGCAUGCUGAUAGACAGGAGACAGAUAUACCAUUUCCAGAAACUACCCCAUCACAACAAAAGCGGUGCACUUUUUAAACAUGGCGGCCCUCAAAGUGCUAUCCCGAGCUGAGAGAAUAGUCUUCAGAAAUGUAUCAGGUGCCUGUAGACUGAACGUUAAUCUUGCAACCCAUUCCAAUCUGAAGGCCUGCUGCUGUUACUUUUCCACUUCUAACCACAGAGAAUCCCAGUUCUACUCUAAUGCCUUAGAAGCAGUGAAGGACAUUCCGGAUGGAUCCACGCUCCUUGUUGGUGGGUUCGGGCUGUGUGGAAUCCCUGAGAAUCUAAUCAACAGUCUGCUGAAGACGGGCGUCAAAGGUCUCACGGCUGUGAGCAACAAUGCCGGGGUGGAUGAUUUUGGCUUGGGGCUGCUAUUGCAAACCAAGCAGAUCAAACGUAUGAUCUCCUCCUAUGUCGGAGAGAAUGUUGAGUUCGAGAGGCAGUACCUGUCCGGGGAGCUGGAGGUGGAGCUAACGCCACAGGGCACCCUUGCCGAGAGGAUCCGAGCAGGAGGUGCAGGCAUCCCAGCAUUCUUCACUGCGACGGGCUAUGGCACGCUCAUUCAGGAAGGUGGUUCCCCCAUCAAGUACAGCAAAGACGGCUCCAUCUCCAUCGCCAGUGAGAAGCGAGAGGUCCGUGAAUUCAAUGGCAGACAUUACAUAAUGGAGAAAUCCAUCACAGGGGACUACGCACUGGUUAAAGCUUGGAAAGCCGACCGCGCUGGCAACGUUAUCUUCAGAAAAACGGCAAGAAAUUUCAAUCAGCCCAUGUGCAAGGCAGCCAAAACCACAAUCGUAGAGGUGGAGGAGGUGGUGGAUGUGGGGACGUUUGCCGAGGAGGACAUUCACAUUCCCAGCAUCUACGUCAACAGGAUCGUGCAGGGGGGCAGCUACGAGAAGAGGAUAGAGAGGAGAACGGUAAAGAAAGGUCAAGAUCAAAAGCCCAAGCCCAAAAAGGACUCUGACAUUGUGAGGGAGAGGAUCAUCCGUCGUGCUGCCCUUGAGUUUCAAGAUGGAAUGUAUGCAAACCUGGGCAUCGGGAUCCCCAUGCUGGCCAGUAACUUCAUCAAGCCGGACAUCACAGUCCACUUGCAGAGCGAGAACGGCAUCCUUGGCCUGGGCCCAUAUCCCACAGAGGAGGAGGUGGACGCUGACCUCAUCAAUGCCGGUAAAGAAACUGUCACUGUUCUACCUGGGGCCUCCUACUUCUCAAGCGAUGAGUCCUUUGCCAUGAUCAGGGGCGGCCAUGUUAACUUGACCAUGCUGGGAGCGAUGCAGGUGUCAAAGCACGGGGACCUCGCCAACUGGAUGAUCCCGGGGAAAAUGGUCAAAGGUAUGGGUGGAGCGAUGGACCUGGUAGCCAGUGCUGGAACUAAGGUGGUGGUGACGAUGGAGCACUCUGCAAAGGGAGGCAAGCACAAGAUUCUGGACAAGUGCAACCUUCCCCUCACCGGCAAGCAAUGUGUGGACAGGAUCAUCACAGAGAAGGCCGUCUUUGAUGUGGACAAGAACAAAGGUCUUACUUUGACUGAAAUUUGGGAGGGACUUACACCAGACGACAUCAAGAAAUGCACAGGCACAGACUUUGCUGUGUCUCCUGAUCUAAAGCCUAUGCAGCAGAUAUAAGAUCCUAAGCCAGCAGAGUCUGACGGGAAGACCUUCAUCGUCCAGCAAACACAGAUUAUAUUAACAUUUUCUGCUUCGAAUUAAUGUGAACCAUGAAUGUUACAUACUAAAUCAUGUAACAAACUAUGACUGCCUAUGUUAUAAGGACUCUGAGGUGAAAUUGAAGUCAGAAGUCAAGUAGAGACUCUUUAUAUAAAUCAGUGACCAGAUCAGUAGGCGUUGUGACUGCUGUGU
Molecule: messenger RNA, 1930 nt
Organism: Alosa alosa (allis shad)
Lineage: Eukaryota; Metazoa; Chordata; Actinopteri; Clupeiformes; Clupeidae
Gene: oxct1a
Product: 3-oxoacid CoA transferase 1a
Exons: 17
Coding region: 113-1696 (527 amino acids)
Biological process (GO): ketone body catabolic process
Cellular component (GO): mitochondrion
Molecular function (GO): succinyl-CoA:3-oxo-acid CoA-transferase activity
Source: RefSeq, a predicted model, not a curated record